AAUCUCCGUAAAGCUGUGAAAGGAGUACCGAGGAGCAAUGAUUGAAUACCAUAAAGCAGCUGUUGAAGCAUUUGUGAAUGGGGACCGUGACAAAGCAAAGAAACUUCUAGAUCAGGGACAAGUUUAUCUCACAAAAGCGCGCGAAGCAGAUGAAGAAUCUAGUAAAAUGAUUGUUGAAACUAAGAAUGAAGAGUCACAAGCACUUGUGCUUGACUUACAUGAAUUUAGUUCAGGGCAGGCCAUACGUCUAUUAAAGUGUCAUCUGUCUACACUAUCUGGUCCAUCAUUCGAGUACCUUAAGGUUAUCAUUUAUGAAAGUAAUCAAGAUGUCUCUCAAGGUCCUCAAUGUCAAAAAAGAAAAAGACGGAUCACGGCGCUUUUACAAAACGAGUCUAUAGAGUGGAACGAAGGGGAGACUUCUGGCACACUCUUGAUCAGAUUGGAUAAAAUAGACCCGAAACGCCUGAGUUUUCACCAAAAAUAAUGUGAUCGUUGGAAUCAAGCUGUUAAGUGCUACUUUAGAGUGAUUGGUCUCAACUGCGUGAGACAAUGACUGUGGUUUGGGUUUUAUCAUAUUUGGAACAAAAAAGGGAUUUGAGUGUGAGUUUUGGUAUUUCGCCUUCUAUUGUUGUCUGAAGUAUGUGUAAUGAACCUUUUGAAUUAUAUGAUGCUUAUGAUUGCUAACAA
This is a messenger RNA of Neltuma alba, 687 nucleotides long. Its product is annotated as putative nuclear RNA export factor SDE5. Lineage: Eukaryota; Viridiplantae; Streptophyta; Magnoliopsida; Fabales; Fabaceae. The record is from RefSeq and is a predicted model, not a curated record. The transcript is spliced from 6 exons. The coding region runs from base 38 to 484 and encodes 148 amino acids.